UUCUAUCGAGAGAAUGCGCCGAGCCGGCAGGCAGCACUGAGUAUCGGUGCGCAAGCGCGGUGGAGGCAGGCCGGGAUUUAAAGGGGUAGUGUCGGCGGGUGCUGCCCCUUUGGGGGGGGCGGGCGGCGGGAGGGAAGUCUCAGUUCGGCUUUUUUAGAGGCGAGUGGGCUUUGUUCCUCCUGUUUGGGAAACAUGGUUUGCGGGGGCUUCGCCUGCUCACGCAAUGCUCUGUGCGCCCUCAACGUCGUUUACGUGCUGGUUGGUCUACUACUGAUUGGUGUGGCUGCCUGGGGCAAAGGAUUUGGGGUUGUUCCCAGCCUCCACAUCAUCGGAGGGGUCAUUGCUGUGGGCUUCUUCCUGCUUCUCAUCGCCAUCGUGGGACUCAUUGGUGCUAUCAACCAUCACCAAGUCAUGCUUUUCUUUUAUAUGAUAAUUCUAGGGCUAAUCUUUAUUUUCCAGUUUGGGAUUUCCUGUGCAUGCCUGGCACUAAAGACACAUAAGCAGGAAAGUAUUUUGAGCAGUACCUGGAACUUACUGAAUGACAACACCCGGAUAUCAUUGGAAAACAAAUUAGAUUGCUGUGGAUUAUUCAACAAAACUGAAUCUGCUGAGAUAUUUAAGAGAGAUGUUGAAAAUUGCAGUGCACCAUGCACAAAAACAAAGAUUGCAUGCCUCAAAUGUGGUGUUGUGCUGAUGGAACAUGCAGACGAGGCUUUGAAAAUCCUUGGUGGAGUUGGACUCUUCUUCAGUUUCACAGAGAUCCUCGGAGUAUGGCUUGCGAUGCGUUACCGAAACCAGAAGGAUCCCAGAGCCAACCCCAGUGCCUUUUUAUAGUUCUUUCUCCUACCACCUUCCAGGUUUCCUUUUUAGUUAGUCACUUCUUGCUUAUUUAAGACCUCCUUUUUCCAUCAUUUGGUUGCCAACCACUCUCGCAGGCCCUAUGAGGAGGAAUUUUGCCUUUAUGCCAAAACGCUGAUAAGGAUGAAAUAGCAAGCGAAGGUCUCAUCCAUGACAUGAAGCCUUUGGCAUGGGGCAAAGGGAUCCAGUACUGGAAGAAAAAGGCAGACAUUAGUUGGUAUCACGUAAGAUAGUGAAAAAAAAAAAUCAUUUUGUUGACUCAUGUAAUUGCUCAUAACUACAAUCAUUUUGGUGUUUUUAAAAUAUUUGCAUUAUCGUACCCGUGUUUUUAAAAAAAGAUUUUCCUCAAAGCUGCUUUUUUCCCCCUCACAAAUGUCUUCAUCUUGACAAGGUAAAGCGCUUUGUCUUACCUUUUAAGCAGCAGAGGCAACAAUUGUCCCAUAAAAUUACUUUCCACCAGGUUUGCCUGCUCUUCCCAAAUUUGUGUUUCCUAUGGUCAAACACAGUAAACACGAGUGCUAGAUGAAGCAGCUCUGGGGAAAGAUUUAGUAUAAAUAAGCAUGAUCUAUGUCUUAUUUUAGGAUUUUGUUUUACAAGCCAAAAUUGAAAUUUAUCUAAAUUCAGAAUUUACAAUCAUAUACUUUAUAGGCUGCCUCUUUUUAAAGAGGAAGGUCAUAAUCUGCCUAAAACUCACCGGAGAACUCACUUGCUCAUAGUGUAAUUACAAUUACAUCUUUAAAAAUUCUUAAAACUGGCUUUUAAAGUGAUUCCUCCUAAAGUGAAAUCACAAUUAUACACCUUUGGAACAAAAGGAACUUGAGUGAUACCAGCCUGAGUUUUGAAUUCCAAGUUCCUUUGCAAUAUUCUUCCUGUGGUGGAGGAUGAAGACUUGAAACUGUUGUAUGCUGGUGUGUCCUAGAUAUGUCCUAUUCUGUUCAGUUGUUUCCCCUGUAUUUAAUGGUUGUGAGUAAGGAUGUAUGUGAGGAUCUUAGCUACACCCCCCCCCCAUUGGGGAUUCCGUUGUUUGAACGCUAGCCCGCCUGUGUAGAAGCCCCUCCCCCUGCUUCCGAUUUCAGCCUGCUAUCAUUCUCAUGUGCAAUUUCUUUUGUUCUACUUUUUAACAAGGGAAGCUGCGGCUGAGCACAAGCAUGUUACACAUUUAACACUGGGCUUUGUAUAGAAUUAAGUGAGCUAGAUGACAGCCUAGGAAAGAUGGUUGCCAGGCUAUCGGUCUCUUUGUCAAGAAAGGUCCUAGUGAAGCUCCUACGGAGGCGUCCGUUCAAAGCCAGAUCUUUCAAGGACCGAGAUUGGAAGGACCCAUGCCUUCAAGACGAAAAGCAGAAGCACGUUCCCUUUUAACGGAGGGAAAGGAAACACGGACUGCUUUCUCUUUGAUGAGUAUGAAUGUCUCCUCAUGAAACCUUGAAUGUUUCAUAGGCUGCACCCUUAUUACACACGCCGUACUGUUUAUUUAUAAAUUAGGGAAUGUCUCAUAAUCAGGGGCACCUUUUGCAAGCAAGUCCUUAUAUAAGGCAGGUGGAAAUAGCUUGGCAGAUUCUUCUCGACUCCUAAAGCUACAGCUGGCCUCUUUUGACGUUAUCAUCCUGGGCCGAUAACGUAGCAUUAAAUGGUACAGAUAAACCCCAAAACAUUGUUCUGCCUUUUGAAAACAAGGGUGGAUUGAGAAAGAUUGAUCUCUCUAGACUUUUUUUUUUUUUUUGAGCUAGGGCUACAACUCCAGUCGAAAGUUGAGAUGGGAAAAAGCGGGAGAAGAUCGUUGUAAACAUUUGGUGUGUACUCUAUCCUUUUGAUGUGGACUCUAUCCUUCUGAGGAUUACAAAAGUUGGCUAAUAACAGAGUGCACAUGUGAAUAGAUGACGAAUAACCGAAAUCGUCUCUAUAAAGCAAACACCUGGCGAGAGAUGCAUCUUAACAGAUUUCCUAAAUGCAAAAAAAUAAAUAAAAAUAAAAUAAAAAUGGUGGCCAUUUGCAGCUCCUGAAGGAGUGUUAUCUGAGAGUGAGGCCCUCUCCCAUACCCCAAAAAUAAGAGUUGCACAAGGGAGACAACAUGAAAAGAACCUGCCUUGGAGAUCCCAACAACUAUAAAAGUGUGAAUCAUGAGAUAAAUUCUAAGCCAUUUAAAGAUGUCAGGGUUAACAUUAACACCUUCAAUUAUGCCUCAGGAAGCAACUGGCAAACCAGAGAACUUUUAGUACAGGCUUCACAUGAUCCUUGUACCUUGCACUAGUUAGGAUCCUCGCGGCUGCUUUUUGGAGUAAGUGCAGUUUCUGUGCAGUCUUUAAAAAGAGUGUCUUCAUGAAAAAGUUGCAGGAGUUCAGACAUGAAGUAACAACACAUUGAUAACUUGUCAUCAAACCUGAUGUACCUGGGAAAGGUGCAAUUACUUUAGAUGUAACUACAAGGGUGCACUCACCUCACAUGAGAAUCCAGUGACAUUUGAAGCUCAAGGAGUACUCCCAGCCUGGGAACCUGCUCUUUCAGAGAAUCUUAUCUAAAUUAGGCUGAUCUCUAUCUUCAGUUUCCCACUUGAAAACUCGUUUGGAUUUAAUUUUGGAUUGUUCCUGUUCAUCGAGUUGCAUUAUUGACUUGACAGGAACUAGUUCCUUUCUUGGAACUGAAUGAUGAGCAAGAGUAGGUUAACAUCAGCUGGGAAUACCCUUCCAAACACACACACACACACACACAGUUUUAUUCUGACAGUAUAGAGAGCAAGAUAGAAGCCUACCAGGCAUCAAGAGGCAACCCCAAUUAAUACCUCAGCACCACCUUCUGGAUGUGGAACGAUUAGAACCAUGAUAAAAUAAGAUUCUGAUCUUACUCUAUAGUCCAGUAAGUCUAUCCUAUAUAGUCCACUACAUGCUAUAGUGGUGAUAGUAAAAAUGACAAUGGGUACAGAACUGGUAGGGCUAUACUCCCAUCAAAGUUCCUAAGACAAGUUGCCAUGGUCAAUCACCAUGGAAUAAGAGUUACACUAAUAUUGAAGAAAUGGUGGAAUAGAAUCAUUAAAGAACAAAUGCAAAAGGAGGAACAAAAUGAAAUGCGAAUGACAAAAAAUUAUUUCAGAUAAUUGAGUUGUCCCAUGGCAAAUUGGCCAUGGUGCGUUGUCCCAGGCUGAGUUGGCCAUGGUGAAGUGGCUGCAGUUGGCUGCAGCAAGUUGUCCCAUUCUGUUGCAGAACAGGUGAGACAGCCAGGCAACCAAAGGUAUUUUAAUUCUAUGAUCUGGCUGAAAGUUUGAUACUCAUCCAGAAAAAAAAAUCAAUAUUAUUUAGCUGCACCUAGAGCUGCAGGGCCACUGCAUUCUUCAUCACUAUAUCAUGAACUGGAAUAUUGAGACUGGCCUAUAAUUCUACACGUCUCCUGGGUCAAGAGGAUGUUUCUGCUAUAGAAUAUCGUAUGAGUCUCCCAUUAGGCAGGGGGAAAUACUUUUAUACACUGGGGAAGGGUGCUGGAGGUCUACUGAGCUACAUUACUCACAGGAACUGAUUGAAACAAUUCAAUGUGCACUUUAUAUAAGGUGGCAAGUGAAAACUGGACUGUAGCCAUGGUUGACUUAUCCCGUUUACCUUAGAAGAAGGGUUAGACAGAUACCAUGCAUUAAAUACAUAAAAUGGAGGGUAUUUGCAGGCUAUUUGUCUCGAUCCACCUUUCUUUGCUAGGGACUAUUUUGGCCCUGAGGUGGUGGUUGAUAGAGAGGGUGACGGAAAGAACCUAUCAGAAAAUAGCAAUCUGAUGUAUUCAGAGCUGCCUACGGCUUUAAGAUCUACAUACUUUUUCCAUCAUGUACACAUGGAACUGCUCCUGUUGCAACAGGCAAUUUAAAUAAAUUCAUUUCUGUCCAA
Molecule: messenger RNA, 4718 nt
Organism: Notechis scutatus (mainland tiger snake)
Lineage: Eukaryota; Metazoa; Chordata; Lepidosauria; Squamata; Elapidae
Gene: TSPAN31
Product: tetraspanin 31
Cellular component (GO): membrane
Source: RefSeq, a predicted model, not a curated record